AUGUAAUAAAUUGAAAGGUGUCAAUUUUAUAAUGUGAAAAAGAAUCGACCUUGUAAUAUGGAAGUUUAUAAAUCAGGUUAUUAAUAUUGUGUAUUUCAUGGACAAUAAUAAAUAGAUUGGAUUGACUGUCCAUUAGAUCCUUCUCAUAAAGUCAAAAAGAUUAAGAUGGAGAAACAUUUAAAAAUUUGCAAUAAGAAAAAAUUAGAAGAGGAAUUAAAAUAGAACCCUUUUUUUAAAGAGAAAAUCAAUUUAAAAGAGGAUGAACAAUAGAUAAAAGUGAAAUUACAAGCAAUAUCUAAAGAUUAGCUAAAUGAAUUAAUUGAAUUGAUACCUUAAGCAUUUAAAAGAGCAAUAGCAAUUUAUCAAGAAUAUUUAGUAAAAAUAGGUGAAUAGUCUGAUAAUUGCUACUCUUAUAUUAUAGAUGAAAAUAUUGAGGAAGCUCCAAAAAAAGUCUCAGAUAAAGAAAAAGAUCUUUAGUAAGUAGAAUUAUUAACAGAAAUCAUGGAUCAAUAUAAUUUAAUAAAUAAAGAAAUGGCAUAUAUUGAGUAUGGAGCAGGAAAAGGAAGAUUUUCACAUUAAAUAGCAGAAAAAUUAAAAGAAAAAGAUAAUUCUAUGGCUAUUCAUGUUUUAAUUGAAAGAGAACCAAGAAAAUUAAAAUAUGAUAGAUUUCAUAGAGAUAACAAGUAUUUUAUAAGAUGUAAAAUGGAUAUAAGAGAUUUUAAUUUAAAAAUUUUAGAGCAAUAAUUAAAAGAUCAAGGAUAUGAUAAAGAAGUAAAAUAUGUUGGAGUUUGUAAACAUAUGUGUGGAGGAGCAUCUGAUUUAACUUUAAAUUCAUUAUUAACAUAGGAAAGAUUUCCUGUAGGAAUGACAAUAGCCACUUGUUGUCAUCAUUUAUGUGAUAAGUAGACAUAUAAAGUAUAAAUUUGAAUAUAUAAAUUUUAGAAUUUAGCUUUUUUGAAAUCAAUUAAUGUACCAGAAUAAUUAAUUGAUUUAUUAUUUUAGACUAGUAGUUGGUAUGUUAGUGGACCAAUUAAUUUACAAAAAAAAAUUAAAACAAAUGAUGAAGUCAGUUCUGAUCAGAGAAAGAGUUUAGGUAAAAUGGCAAAAAGAAUUAUUGAUAUUGGAAGAGUGCUUUAUAUUAAUUAAAUAACUUAAUUAAAAGCAGUAUUAAAAAAGUAUUGUGAAUAAUGGUUAUCACCUGAAAAUUUUAUCAUUUUAUUAUAUAAAUGA
Molecule: messenger RNA, 1230 nt
Organism: Paramecium sonneborni
Lineage: Eukaryota; Ciliophora; Oligohymenophorea; Peniculida; Parameciidae
Source: the annotation of a GenBank genome assembly